AUGGUUCUUGAAGCUGGCUAUCCGAACACCACUGGCUUCCGAAAGGUGGUCAAGGCUACGAUAAUGGUCAAGAAGAAAGACGGCAUGUCAGAUGACGACUUCAUCAAGCACUAUAACAAUGUCCACGCUCAGAUGGCUGCUCCUGUGCUGCAGAGACAUGGCAUCGUCACAUACAGCCUGACAUAUCAUCUUCAACGGGAUCGUAUCAUCAUCCAGGAUAUACUUAGGGGCAAGGCACAAUUGCUACCCUACGACGCUAUCUGCACCUUCGUGUUUCCCGACUACAUAUCUCUGGCUAAAUUCCUGUUUGACAAAGACUCCAAGGCUUUGACUAGUGACCACGACAACUUCAUGGACGAGAGCCAGAUGAAGAUGAUGGUCGGCGACGAGUACAUGAUCAUCGAGAACGGCGAGAAAGUCGGAUGA
This is a messenger RNA of Coniosporium apollinis CBS 100218, 426 nucleotides long. RefSeq lists its product as uncharacterized. Lineage: Eukaryota; Fungi; Ascomycota; Dothideomycetes. The transcript has 3 exons. The record is from RefSeq and is a predicted model, not a curated record. The coding region runs from base 1 to 426 and encodes 141 amino acids. Gene Ontology annotation, molecular function: oxidoreductase activity.